Messenger RNA from Symsagittifera roscoffensis, 1377 nucleotides. Its product is annotated as L-threonine 3-dehydrogenase, mitochondrial-like. The transcript has 5 exons. Gene Ontology annotation, biological process: L-threonine catabolic process. The record is from RefSeq and is a predicted model, not a curated record. Gene Ontology annotation, molecular function: L-threonine 3-dehydrogenase activity. Bases 56 to 1114 code for a protein of 352 amino acids. Lineage: Eukaryota; Metazoa; Xenacoelomorpha; Acoela; Convolutidae.
UGCUGUCAUCUGCUUGUAAAAGCGGUCGUACGUCUCACGUUUAUACUUCAGAGUCAUGCGUAAUAUGGCAUUGAAAAAAUUACUUACUACUAAACAUGCAUUUCUUAUCAAGCGAACUUUGCUUACCGAUGGUUCACGCCCCCGCGUUUUAAUAACCGGCGGUUUAGGCCAGCUCGGGUUGGACUUGACGGCCGAACUGCGCAAAAGGUAUGGAAAAGAAAACGUCAUUUUAACUGACGUUUCGAAACAAAGUCGUGUCGUAACCGAUGACAUGCAGCGAGAGAUGUCAAAGCAAGGAACAGAUGGACCCUUUGCAUAUCUGGAUAUUUCGGACUUGAACUCUCUUCACAAAAUUGUGGUGGACAAUGAAAUAAACUGCGUUGUGCAUUACGCAGCUUUACUCUCGGCUCUGGCGGAGACAAAUGUAAAUUUGGCAAGCCAGGUCAACAUAAUGGGAACCACAAACAUUCUAGAACUUUCUAGAAUUCAUAAACUGAAAGUGUUCAUUCCGAGCACAAUUGGAGUGUUCGGCCCAGACACGCCUCGUGAAAGAACUCCGAACAUUACAAUUCAGCGACCGAGGACAAUUUACGGCGUGAGCAAAGUAUUCGGGGAGCUGUUGGGAGAGUAUUACGUGUACAAGUACGGGGUGGAUUUCAGAUCUCUUCGGUUUCCUGGAAUUGUGAGUGCGAAUGCAUAUGAAGGUGCCGGCACCACAGACUACGCGGCCAAAAGCUUCCAUAAAUGCAUGAAAGAUGGAUCAUUCUCCUGUGAUUUGAAGCGAGAGACGUACCUACCGAUGAUGUACAUUGGUGAUUGCACCAAAUCGGUCAUCGACUUCAUGCUAACUCCAGAGUCUCAGCUGAAACAGAGGACAUACAACAUAAAUGCCAUGUCAUUCUGUCCGGAACAACUUGAAAAACAGAUUCAGAGGCGGAUUCCCAAUGCCAAGUUCAAAUACGAAGUGGACCCAAUGCGACAGAAGAUAGCCGAGUCGUGGCCGGUCAGUCUGGAUGACAGUGACGCCAGACAUGACUGGGGGUGGAAUCCUGAAUAUGACCUUGAAAAAAUGACGGAUGUCAUGAUUGAAAAGAUCAGCCAGCAGACUAAAUAAUAAAUACAAUGUGAAAAAAUGAAGAAGUCAGAAGUGUUUAAAAUACAAAAGUAUGUAAUGAAAUGAUUGUUUGUUUGAUACUGAGUUUACUUUAGGUCGACUUGCAAUAUAUAAGCUGGCCUAUCUAACCUUCAAGUUGUUUCAAGCGAGCUAUUACAGUGAUGAAACUUAUAAUUAUGAUAAUUGUGCUAUCUUGAGUCCGUUCGCAAAAUGAUAAAACUUUUUCAAGCAAUCUAUUCACGUGAUUGAAGUUUUAAAAACUA